Messenger RNA from Penaeus indicus, 2043 nucleotides. Its product is annotated as proteoglycan 4-like. NCBI's taxonomy places the organism in Eukaryota, Metazoa, Arthropoda, Malacostraca, Decapoda, Penaeidae. The record is from RefSeq and is a predicted model, not a curated record. Bases 1 to 2043 code for a protein of 680 amino acids. The transcript is spliced from 6 exons.
AUGCUCUCCGAGUCCGCUUCCUCAGGCCAUUACCCCGACAGAGAUGCCAUCAGCCAGACGGCCGAGCUUGAUUCCCCGCCUGAUCCUCGCUCCGUGCGGGGAUCUUGCGUCGCAGUUUAUGCUCCCCGCUUCCUGAGACCCCCCCCCCCCCCCCGCGCUUCGGAGACCAAGCCCCCGAGAUCUGUUGGCAACCGUCGAUACUGCGCCAUAUGUGAACAGCUUACACUGCAGGCCCCCAAGACACCAUACAACCAGACACUGCAGGCCCCCAAGACACCAUACAACCAGACACUGCAGGCCCCCAAGACACCAUACAACCAGACACUGCAGGCCCCCAAGACACCAUACAUCCAGACACUGCAGGCCCCCAAGACACCAUACAACCAGACACUGCAGGCCCCCAAGACACCAUACAACCAGACACUGCAGUCCCCCAAGACACCAUACAACCAGACACUGCAGGCCCCCAAGACACCAUACAACCAGACACUGCAGGCCCCCAAGACACCAUACAUCCAGACACUGCAGGCCCCCAAGACACCAUACAACCAGACAUUGCAAUCCCCCAAGACACCAUACAAUCAGACACUACAGUCCACCGAAACACCAUACAACCAGACACUGCAGUCCCCCAAGACACCAUACAACCAGACACUGCAGGCCCCCAAGACACCAUACAACCAGGACACUGCAGGCCCCCAAGGACACCAUACAACCAGACACUGCAGGCCCCCCAAGACACCAUACAACCAGACACUGCAGUCCCCCAAGACACCAUACAACCAGACACUGCAGGCCCCCAAGACACCAUACAACCAGACACUGCAGGCCCCCAAGACACCAUACAACCAGACACUGCAGGCCCCCAAGACACCAUACAACCAGACACUGCAGCCCCCAAGACACCAUACAAUCCAGACACUGCAGGCCCCCAAGACACCAUACAACCAGACACUGCAGUCCCCCAAGACACCAUACAACCAGACACUGCAGGCCCCCAAGACACCAUACAACCAGACACUGCAGGCCCCCAAGACACAUACAACCAUACACUGCAGGCCCCCAAGACACCAUAACAACCAGACACUGCAAUCCCCCAAGACACCAUACAAUCAGACACUACAGUCCACCGAAACACCAUACAACCAGGCCCCCAAGACACCAUACAACCACACACUGCAGGCCCCCAAGACACCAUACAACCAGACACUGCAGGCCCCCAAGACACCAUACAACCAGACACUGCAGGCCCCCCAAGACACCAGACACUGCAGGCCCCCAGACACCAUACAAUCAGACACUACAGUCCACCGAAACACCAUACAACCAGGCAUCGCCCCCAAGACACCAUACAACCAGACACUGCAGUCCCCCAAGACACCAUACAUCCAGACACUGCAGGCCCCCAAGACACCAUACAACCAGACACUGCAGGCCCCCAGACACCAUACAAUCAGACACAACCAGACACAGCAGGCCCCCAAGACAUCAUACAACCAGACACUGCAAUUCCCCAAGACACCAUACAAUCAGACACUACAGUCCACCGAAACACCAUACAACCAGACACUGCAGGCCCCCAAGACACCAUACAACCAGACACUGCAGGCCCCCAAGACAUCAUACAACCAGACACUGCAAUUCCCCAAGACACCAUACAAUCAGACACUACAGUCCACCGAAACACCAUGCAACCAGACACUGCAGGCCCCCAAGACACCAUACAACCAGACACUGGAGACCCUUAAGACACCAUACAACCAGACACUGCAGGCCCCCAAGACACCAUACAACCAGACACUGCAGGCCCCCAAGACACCAUACAACCAGACACUGCAGGCCCCCAAGACAUCAUACAACCAGACACUGCAAUCCCCCAAGACACCAUUCAAUCAGACACUACAGUCCACCGAAACACCAUACAACCGGGCGGUGCACUUUACUAGGAAACACCAACGAAAACCCAUCAGCAAGACACACCGAGUACUGUACUCCAAGCACCAGUUCUCUCCGUCCCUAGCUUGUCUGAAGAUUAAAAGCUGA